Messenger RNA from Trachymyrmex cornetzi, 783 nucleotides. RefSeq lists its product as uncharacterized. Lineage: Eukaryota; Metazoa; Arthropoda; Insecta; Hymenoptera; Formicidae. Bases 1 to 783 code for a protein of 260 amino acids. The transcript is spliced from 2 exons. The record is from RefSeq and is a predicted model, not a curated record.
AUGAUUAUCAAUCCGCUUAAUGUUGUUAGACUUUUAUUAGCAUCCAUAAGUUCAAUAUAUCUAAUAGAAACACCAGUAACUGAAGCAGAAAUAGAAUUAAAAGAAAAUAUACAAAAAUUAUUGCUGGAUAGCAUUUUUCACUAUAAUGGGUUGGAAGUAACAGAAGAAACUUAUCUCGAUUAUCAAGAACCGUAUAAACUACAUAAUUCUGAAAUAAUUGAAGAUGAUGAAGAAGCAUGGAGUGAAGAUAAUUUAAAUUCUCAUCCUCAAUGUUCAAAUGAUGACGCAGACUUCGAUAGUUCAUAUAAAAGACGAGCUGUUGAGUAUUGGCGGAAUUGGGACAUUAAUGAAAAAAAUAAAAACAAAAAGAAUCGUCCACUAAAAUCAGUGCAACAUCAAUUUAAAAGAGUUUCAUCUGAACGCCAAUUAAGACGUUGGGAAGAACAAUUACAUUCAGGUGGAAAUCGUAUAGAAAAAUUAUCUUACAUCUCCAAAUUUACACAUAAUAAAUUUACAGCAGCUGUUGAAUCAGGAUUCAUAGUUCAUGAUAUCGAUCUACAAAGGUGGGCUUUACAAGCUCAAGAAGAAAUAGGAAAUUUAAAUCCUAUAUUUAAAGCAUCUCACAGUUGGGUUAUUGUGGUGUCAGGCAGUGGUGUCGGUACUCGGGGAGGUGCGGUUUCGGCUGGUUGCGGCGUUAUUAUUACUGUGGGACGGUCGCAGCCUUGUUCUAGCGGCGUUCGAUUGUCCAACGCCGGACGAUUUCGCAAACUCCGCCGGGCAUAG